Molecule: messenger RNA, 2894 nt
Organism: Oryzias latipes (Japanese medaka)
Lineage: Eukaryota; Metazoa; Chordata; Actinopteri; Beloniformes; Adrianichthyidae
Product: zinc finger protein 646
Source: RefSeq, a predicted model, not a curated record
GAACCGGGCUACGGUUCGGCGGCCCACUCUUUUAUUUUGGCAGCUAUCGUUGCUUCCUCUCCGCUGACAGCCGGAACUCCGCAGCAGGAACCUCCAUUUUCCUGUCGCGCGCCCCGCCGUACGCUGGACGCCGCCCAGCCGCAGGUUGCAGCUCUUCAGCCCCUUGGCCCGUGCAGGAUGGAGGACUCUGAGGUGGAGCUGGCGGUUUCGGAGUCAGAUGCUCUGGGCGCAGACUUCAUCACAGUGGAGCUGGACACGCAGCCCAUUGAGUACGUGGUGAAGUGGGCGGAGGUGGGCUCCAAGUUCACCAUCUCUUGCGUGAAGAAGGACUCAGACGAUCCAGGAGACCUGACGGCCGAGCAGCUGAAGAUCGAGACGGACGAGGCCUUCUUUGCGCCGUACGAGGAGGUGUACCCCUGUGAGGUGACGGAGCAGAGCGUAGAGAUAAAGACAGACUCUGACGAGGAUGAUGAGAGUGCGCAGGUAGAACACGAGGUUCUGCUGGAGGCGGGGAGCAGCCACCUGGAUGGCGGGGCAGACUCGGACCAGGCGGACUACGAGCCAGUGGAGCGGCAGUUCCGCUGUAGCUUCUGUGGGAAGAGCUACAGCCACGCCUCCAGCCUGUACCGCCACCAGCAGACGCACACUGGCAAGGGUGGGACACCCCCUGCCGCCAAGCGAGCUUUAGAGCCCGCCCACCAAGAGGCCCGCUACACCUGCCCCCACUGUGGGAUGAGCUUUAAAGGCAGCCGGAUGCUGGGGAGUCACUUGCGGCUACACGGGAAGCGGCGCAUCCACCCCUGCAACAUCUGCGGCAAGGAGUUCAACCACAGCUCCAGCUUGUCCCGCCACCGCCUCAUCCACAAGAAGGGGAAAGGCAUACCCAAGGACGCCCCCUUCAGCACUGGUGUGGCCACCCUGCGCCUCUGCGGCAAGAACAAGAAGGCCAAGAAGCAGCACGUCGCGACCGCCAUCAUCCAAAGCCAUGGCACAGACAAGUUCUACGCCUGUCCACAGUGCGACAUGACCUUCAGGACGUCCACACAGCUGUCCAAGCACCAGGUGACCCACGUGAAAGAGCUGCUGGACAGUUACACGCCCGGCAAGGAGAACCUGGGUGAGAGCUCAUCUGACCUCAAGAUCCGCCUAAAGCUCUGCUCACGGGAUAAGCCCAACUUUUACACCCUCUGCAAGAAGAACCGACGUCGCCGGGGGGGCCGGGCUGGCAGGCGGGGCCAGUCCUCUGAAGACGACGAGAUGUGCGGCGUAGAAGGAAUGGGCCACCAUGUCUGCACCCAAUGCGGGAAGCAGUUUAGCCACGCUUCCAGUCUGGCACGACACCAGCAGACCCACAGGACGAGCGCUGGCGCCCGAGGGAAGCAGCUUCACCCCACGCCUGGACUCCCCCCCUCAAAGACCAAGACCUACACUUGCUCAGCCUGCAACAAGACCUUCAUGCACUCGUCCAGUUUCUCACGUCACAAGAAAGCCCACCUCGAGGACGGCCAGGUCACCGCAAAGCGUCAGAAGAGACCUAUCCUGGACGAAACCGCGCCCCUCGAGUCGGACUCAGAGUGACUCCCCCACCCCCCCUGCUCUGAACUGGAUUGGACCGGUUUGAGGAUAAGGCAUAAGUAUUGACUGGUUCCGGGGUGUUGUGGAACCAAUUCUCGAAAAAAGUUGAAACUCAGAAAUGUUCUGGACCCGUUCUGGUUGUCCAGGUCUCAGGAACUGAAAAUGGUUUCUUCCUCUUUGGUGUAAAUAGCAGCAGGAUAUCCUAAAAUGGUCAUCAGGUGGGGAUGCCGCAUACGGUCACACCUGUAUGGUCAGAACUGACACUUAGCUUUGCGUAUGGAGUAAUGUAAUUAGAUUCAAACAUACACAAUUGCCCUCCCCUUUUACCUCCCUUUCACCUGUAUGGCGGCACCUGCCGUUUCCCAAAGGCAUCAUGGGAAAUGAAGCUGGAUCAUCAAACCAGUUUGCCGCUGUGAAACACGAUUGGAUCGAUCAUCUGUGGUUUUCAUCCACAAAACUGGUCCUUUAAACGACGAGCAGGUCCAAAACUGCAUCGACACCGGACCCGUGAGCAGUUAUCCAACUUUUGAUCCAUUUAGUUGAUUGAUGGUCAGAAGAACUUUCUGUCCCUGUUGGCAGUUUUCCCUACCUCGCUCCAGUGGAUUGGGCUGAUUAGGCCAGCCAGGCUGCUGAUGCUGUGUUUUGAUUGGCUGACGGUGUUCUUUGUUAUCUGGCUGGCCAGUCAAUCUUGGUUACUAUAACAACAGUUUAAUCAUCAGCAGGCAGAAAUGGGUGUUCUAUUCUUCAAAAUAAAAGCUUCUAGCAGAAAUCCACGCUGGAGUCCGAGGGAUGUGUCCCGGCGCUCCUCAGAGAAAACUAUCUUGUCGGGUCCUAAGACGUCUGUUGGUAAGGUGGAAUGUUCUGAUGUUCCAGAAACAAAGUUGUCAUGACAGCAUUGGCUCCUCCUCACAUAUAAAGGUGUUCUUCGUGUUCUCCAGCUCCCGCCACGGUGUAUGGAGCAUGCUGAUGAACUGGGACAGAUGUUUGGUCAGUUCAAGCCUCUGGACUCCACGUUCAUUUGGAGCAGCUCUCACCAAAAUAAAAGCUUUUCCUGUGCCCGCCCAGGAACAGUUAUUGAAAAAGAGUUGGCUUGGAGUUAAUUUAAUGGUGACAUAUUUAUUUUGGUCUCAAUGCCUAUGACCCCCCCCUUUCACCAAGAGACAAAAACACUCAGUCCCUCCCACCAUGUUCCAGUUUUGUUUCUGACACCUCUCCUGUCUACAGUUUAGACCAGUGUUGUGUUGGUUUGUUGCAGUGGGGGGGUGAUGGUGGUUUUCAUUGUAUCGUGUUUGCCAAUAGAAUAAAGCUGUUGACAUGUU